Molecule: messenger RNA, 1177 nt
Organism: Thamnophis sirtalis
Lineage: Eukaryota; Metazoa; Chordata; Lepidosauria; Squamata; Natricidae
Gene: POLR1F
Product: RNA polymerase I subunit F
Biological process (GO): transcription elongation by RNA polymerase I; DNA-templated transcription; DNA-templated transcription initiation
Cellular component (GO): RNA polymerase I complex
Source: RefSeq, a predicted model, not a curated record
GAAAGAGGGCGCCUUGGGACAUAAGGGUGAUCCAUUUUUUUUCCAUGGCGGAGAUGAAGGCCGGCUCGACUUUGGAAGCGACGGAGAUUGAGACGGCUGUUGUGAUCUCAACGGCGGCGUCUAGUGAUCCGACGCCCCUUCCCACCUGCGUCAAGCUGCCUUCUUUUGAGGCUGCGCGAGUACUGGCGGAGAACCGCUACUCUUGCCUUGUGGUGGUGCCGCACCGGAGGCAUAUCGCGCUCCCGCCGCGCUUCCUGAAUCGCAAACGGACAGGGAUUUGCGCGCAGUUGGAUGCUGAACUGCGCCGUUACUCAGAUAGUUUUCAAGGAGUUCCUGUGGCAUAUGAUGAUAUUAAAAUAACUAAAGAAUUGGGUGAUAUAAUUGAUGACAUUGGGGCCAUCCAUCUGGAUAUAGAAGCUACUUUUGUUGUCUUUCAGCCUAAGCCAGGGAAAAAACUUGUGGGUAUAAUUAAUAAAGUGGCACCUAGCCAUAUUGGCUGUCUGGUUCAUGAAUGUUUCAAUGCUUCUAUCCCCAAACCAGAUCACAUAUCAAUAGAAGAAUGGAAAAAUUUUGGUUUUCAAAUAGGUAUUAGACUGGUAUUUAAGGUGCUGCAUUUUGAUUCAGACGCUGCUGGAGUAUUCUGCAUUCGAGGGAAACUCUGUAAAAACAGUCUUGGAGAAGAGAUGCUGAAGGAAAAAUGCAAGAAAAAAUAUGAAAAACAUUGUGAUGUACAUAUUGGCUCAGAGGAGAUGGAAGUUGAUAUAUCAAGUGUUGGGAUAGAAGACAGAGAAAUGCAUAAUUGUGAUGAUGAAGAUGAUCAUGGUAUAUUUGAUAAGCCUGAGACAGAGAAUGGGCAAGAUGGAGCAGAGGUGGGAAUGCAUGCCAGUGACUCCAGUGGUUACCAUAGUGAUCAUGGUAAAUCUAAGAAAAAGAAAAGAAAACUUUUUGAGGAGGAAAAUGGACACUCUGCUUUGUUAAAAUCUAAAGCUAAAAAGAAGAGAAAAGAUUGAAAAUGUCUGAAUGAUACCAAUGUGCCUUACCUGUAUUUGGAACUCUUCUAUCAGUAAUUUUUUGACAUUUUUGUUGCAUUUUAGCAUCUCUAAUUGAUGUCUGAAGAAUUCCAUUGUAGAUGCUGGACUUCAAUAAUGCCUAAAAUAAUAAAUAAUAUGAGAAAAGA